Prunus armeniaca (apricot) is the source of this 522-nucleotide messenger RNA. The record is from the annotation of a GenBank genome assembly. Lineage: Eukaryota; Viridiplantae; Streptophyta; Magnoliopsida; Rosales; Rosaceae.
AUGAGUGAAUCAAAAUCUACAGAGACAGCUCCUAUCUCUUCCGAUCCUCUGUCUUUGUACAACUCCGACACACCGGGACUUUCCCUAGUUAACAUCAAACUCGAAGGUCACAAUUAUGGCCAAUGGAGCAGAUCUAUGCAUCUCAGCCUCAGCGCCAAGAACAAGCUUGGAUUGGUUGAUGGAACAGUCAAGGCCCCUUCAUCCAAUGACCCAAAAUUCUCAAUCUGGCAGCGCUGCAAUGACAUGGUCCUGUCAUGGAUCGUGCACUCUCUUCAUCCGGACAUUGCCAGCAGUGUCCUUUAUGCUAAAACAGCGGCGGCUAUUUGGACAGAUCUUCGAGACCGUUUUUCACAGAGCAAUGACGCCAGAAUUUAUCAGAUUCGACAAGAAAUUGUCGAGUGCAGACAAGGAACGCAAACUAUCUCCAUCUAUUACACAAAGUUGAAAGCUCUUUGGGAUGAGUUGGCUUCAUACCAAGAGCCCUUUAUCUGUGACUGUGAAGGACUAAAAAAACCUUGCUGA